Molecule: messenger RNA, 798 nt
Organism: Lodderomyces pseudojiufengensis
Lineage: Eukaryota; Fungi; Ascomycota; Pichiomycetes; Serinales; Debaryomycetaceae
Product: putative tRNA acetyltransferase
Exons: 1
Coding region: 1-798 (265 amino acids)
Biological process (GO): tRNA modification
Molecular function (GO): RNA binding
Source: RefSeq, a predicted model, not a curated record
AUGGCUAAAAGAAAACAUAUAGAAAAUCUGAAAAGUUCGUCAUAUAAGAAACAGAAACCCAACUCAUCAACCACAUUGGAUCCAAAUACGUCAGGGAUAUAUGUAACGUGUGCAAGAAACAAAGAAAAAUUGGCAAUAGAAGAGUUAAUGUCAAUACUUUCAGAGAAAGUAGAAGACUUGAUUGAAAAACUGGACGAUGAAGACAAUGACGAAACCAAGAAAGAGUUGUCAAUUGAAGAGAAAAUCAAAGCUGAACUUCUAGAGUUGGAAGUAACUACAAAAAAUAAAAAAUCAAAUUUACUACAACCAAGUAAACUAGAUUGUGAAUGUGUAGUAUUUAUCAAAACUAAAAAACCCAUAGAUCCAGUGAAAUUAGUGUAUGAUAUUUCAAAAGAUUGUUAUAAUUCUGGAGUAAAAAAUACAAGAUAUACUCAAAAAUUAACUCCAAUUACUGAUUCAUGUUCUGCAACUGGAGAAAAUCCAACAGAACAAUUAAAAUUAUUAUCUCAAAGAAUUUUAAAACCUCAUUUUCAUAACGAAAAAGAUCAGAAACCAAUAAAAUUUGCAAUACAAGUAUCUAGGAAGAAUUUUAGUAUCUUAACUUCAGAUGAAAUUAAAAAACUUGUGGCUGAAACCAUUGGUCGAGAUCAUAAUCAUACAGUUGAUUUAAAAAACUAUGAUAAAUUGAUAAUUGUUGAAUGUUAUAAAACCAAUGUUGGAAUGAGUGUUGUCGAAGAUUAUUUGAAAUACAGUAAAUUUAAUUUACAACAAAUAUAUGACAAAACAAUCAAAUCAUAA